Molecule: messenger RNA, 2644 nt
Organism: Rattus norvegicus (Norway rat)
Lineage: Eukaryota; Metazoa; Chordata; Mammalia; Rodentia; Muridae
Gene: Dnaja3
Product: DnaJ heat shock protein family (Hsp40) member A3
Biological process (GO): neuromuscular junction development; immune system process; protein folding
Cellular component (GO): nucleus; mitochondrial matrix; mitochondrial nucleoid
Molecular function (GO): ATP-dependent protein folding chaperone; heat shock protein binding; signaling receptor binding
Source: RefSeq, marked validated
GGUCUGCGCAGGCGCAGUGUCCCCGGGCCAAAAUGGCUGCGCGGUGUUCCCCACGCUGGUUUAGGGUGGCGGUGGGGACCCCCCGGCUGCCGGCUGCAGCGGGGAGAGGGGUCCAGCAGCCCCAGGGGGGCGUAGUGGCAGCAUCCCUGUGUCGCAAGCUGUGUGUCUCUGCCUUCGGGCUUUCCAUGGGCGCUCACGGCCCCCGGGCGCUGCUGACAUUGAGACCCGGUGUCCGCCUCACAGGAACAAAAAGUUUCCCUUUUGUUUGUACUGCUUCCUUCCACACAAGUGCUUCUUUGGCCAAAGAUGAUUAUUACCAGAUACUGGGAGUACCCCGAAAUGCCAGCCAGAAGGAUAUCAAGAAAGCCUAUUAUCAGCUUGCCAAGAAAUAUCAUCCAGACACAAAUAAGGAUGAUCCCAAAGCCAAGGAGAAGUUUUCCCAGCUGGCAGAAGCUUAUGAGGUGUUGAGUGACGAGGUGAAGAGGAAGCAGUAUGAUGCUUACGGCUCCGCUGGCUUUGACCCUGGAGCCAGCAGCUCUGGGCAGGGCUACUGGAGAGGAGGUCCUUCUGUUGACCCCGAGGAGCUAUUCAGGAAGAUCUUUGGAGAGUUCUCAUCUUCUCCUUUUGGUGAUUUCCAGAAUGUGUUUGAUCAGCCUCAGGAGUACAUCAUGGAGUUGACAUUCAAUCAAGCCGCCAAGGGUGUCAACAAAGAGUUCACCGUGAACAUCAUGGACACCUGUGAGCGCUGCGAUGGCAAGGGGAACGAGCCUGGAACCAAAGUGCAGCAUUGUCACUACUGCAGCGGCUCAGGCAUGGAAACCAUCAAUACAGGGCCUUUUGUGAUGCGUUCCACGUGUCGGAGAUGUGGUGGACGGGGCUCCAUCAUCACAAACCCUUGUGUGGUCUGCAGAGGAGCAGGACAAGCCAAGCAGAAGAAGCGAGUGACAGUCCCUGUGCCUGCAGGAGUUGAAGAUGGCCAGACUGUAAGGAUGCCUGUGGGAAAACGAGAAAUUUUUGUCACAUUCAGGGUGCAGAAGAGCCCUGUGUUCCGGAGGGACGGCGCAGACAUCCACUCCGACCUCUUUAUUUCAAUAGCUCAAGCUAUUCUUGGGGGUACAGCCAAAGCGCAGGGCCUGUAUGAGACAAUCAAUGUGACGAUCCCUGCUGGGAUUCAGACAGACCAGAAGAUUCGCUUGACUGGGAAAGGCAUCCCCCGUAUUAAUAGCUAUGGCUAUGGUGACCACUACAUUCACAUUAAGAUCAGAGUUCCAAAGAGGCUAAGCAGUAGGCAGCAGAACCUGAUCCUGAGCUAUGCUGAGGAUGAGACCGAUGUGGAGGGGACAGUGAAUGGAGUCACCCACACAAGCACUGGUGGCAGAACCAUGGAUAGCUCCACAGGAAGCAAGGAUAGGCGAGAGGCUGGGGAGGACAAUGAGGGAUUCCUUUCCAAACUUAAGAAAAUAUUUACUUCCUGAUACCCCUGCUGAGGAAAACGGUCAACUGGAAACUAGAUGGAGCAGCAGCCCCUCUCCGUGACCAGGGCAUGAGACACGGGAGGAUCCCAGAACAGCAGCACUGAGCCCCUGCUUACAGAUCCCUCUGAACAGCCCAGCAACAGCAAGCCUAUGUGACGACUUCUCUGCAUAAAAGGUUACGGUGUCCUAGGCAGUGACGCACGGCCCUCAGGCUGGACACCGAGACAGGUGGGAAGUGCCUGUCCACUGGUAGGUGACUGCUGCUUCUGGUUCAGGCAGGAAAACACUUGGACUCUUCUUGCAGCACUAAGAUAAUCUGGAAUCGCAUGUCGUAGAGAGCUGAAAGAAUUAAAGACCCGUGCUUACAGCUUAAAAUGAAGCUUUAAGCUGCACAGUGUUGUGAAGUGAUUAAUUUCCCUCUCAGCAAACCUCAUGGAAGUUCUGAAAUAUGUCCGUCCUGACAGGGGUCUUCUCUAGGACUAGGGCAGCACAUCCUAACAGCGCCAUCUCCCUGUACAGAGUGUAGAGUGUGGUGUCUGUCACUCCCCUUGAAGCUUUUUUUUUUUUUUUUUUUUUUUUUUGACGGUAGCAAGCAGCUAGAAAGUGGGAUCUAGGGCCCUAGGAGGCACACUUGUGGGACACCUCGCAGCAGCAAGUUCCACUCCACCUCAGAUGGCAGCUUGCCUGGUAGUGUACUUAGUGUUCUAGUCUGGUGUGUGUGGAUGUUUCCUGCCCUGUUGGACCAAAGUUACCAUGGUCAUGUGGGACAGCCUUCAGCCUCUGGGGACCCAGAACUUUCCAGCCAGGGCUUGGUUCUCCAUUUCCACUGCUGACAUUUGAUUUCCAGUGUAUUUCAAUUACUCAGUGGUAAGGUUCAUUGUCUUUUCCUGUGUAAGUGUUAAACGACAGCAUCAUUGGCGAAGGCCCUCCACAGUGCAGAGCAGCUUCGUUUCCAGCCUCUGCUGGUGGCACGUCAGAGUUUCUGUGCGCUAACGGUCCUCGGAGCUAGUGUAAGACAGGCUAAUGAAGAACACUUUCUCUGUAGUUUCUUUCUUUCAUUUAUAAUUUACAAAAGUAAAGCAUUUAUUAGUGUCUGAUUUAAGAAUGUAAAGUGAUUCUGUAUCAAUGUAAAUAAGAUGAUCUACUACAAAAGAUAUUUAAAAUCAAAA